CUGGGAAUCUUCAUUUUCCAUGAACGAUAUCAAAAUGAAGAAUACUAUGCAAGGAUGAGUUCCAUGUAACAUUUUGAUCCGACCGACCGAUCCGAAACUGCCCCCUUGUCUUUCCCGGAUAGGUACUAGGGUAACACGGCCCUUGAGAACUGCAGCUGUACUUACAAGUCACCCUAUUGGGGAAAUAGCACGCGCUGGCUUUUUGCCUCAAUCCCGCGCACUUACAAAGUAAACUUUUUGAAAGUUUGAGUUUAUCGAUCAUCAUGGCGGACUCCAACAAAUACCGGGCUGCGCGGCGGGCAAGAGAGCCGGGCUGGAAGCCGGCAAGUGGGCGAAGAAGGGACGUCGUUCCUGGACGCAAACCGGGCCGGCCGAAAGGUAGUACUACGAAGAAGAAGAGCGCGGCGAUACAAGAACAACUACCCGCGGUGGCAAAAAACGAGCGCAGUGGGCGCAAGCCGACAGAAGGUGAAGCCACGGGCGGCAACGAAGAGAGGAUGUUGAAAACGCCGAAAGUAGAAGAACAAGGAAAUGCAAAUGUUCCGAAGGAAGGCACAAGAAAGGGAUUGGCGGGAAUAAUAAAAAGAAAAACAUCAAAGGCAACGGCGAGAACUACGAAAGAGCGAAAGUGGGAAGUCUAGUGCUGAUCGGUUGCAGAUGAAGUCGAAGAUGUCACUUCCAAAUUCAAAUACGUAAGUAUCCGAUCACAACUCCUUCGACCUAUCCGUGUAGAUAGAAAACGUCGCCAGAGAUCAACGCUCUAACUACGACAGCAGAUGAACUGUAGUGUCACGGUUGUGCAGU
This is a messenger RNA of Amoebophrya sp. A120, 804 nucleotides long. The record is from the annotation of a GenBank genome assembly. NCBI's taxonomy places the organism in Eukaryota, Dinophyceae, Syndiniales, Amoebophryaceae.